AUGCAUCAAACCGUGCUGCUGUUGUUAGCGUUGGUUGCAUUAUCAUAUACUUUUGGGAUAUUCGCGCGACCACCGGCAGUCAACAGAGAAGUCCGGCAGCGGAAAGCUAAACCGGGUUCACUUAAACUGUGUCCGCCAGGUGGACCCUCUUUCCUUGAUGCAUUCAACUUGAUCUGCCCAAUGCGGCGACGACGACGGAGCGUCGACAAUGCACUUGAGGAAAGCAGCUCUUCGCUCGAGAAAAUUAUGCACAAAUGCUGUGAUGAAGGUUGUGAAUUCUCCGACAUCUUCCCUAUUUGUAAUCCAUUUGGAUAA
Cylicostephanus goldi is the source of this 315-nucleotide messenger RNA. Lineage: Eukaryota; Metazoa; Nematoda; Chromadorea; Rhabditida; Strongylidae. The record is from the annotation of a GenBank genome assembly.